Molecule: messenger RNA, 4846 nt
Organism: Micropterus salmoides (largemouth bass)
Lineage: Eukaryota; Metazoa; Chordata; Actinopteri; Centrarchiformes; Centrarchidae
Gene: or129-1
Product: odorant receptor, family H, subfamily 129, member 1
Exons: 1
Coding region: 3741-4706 (321 amino acids)
Biological process (GO): G protein-coupled receptor signaling pathway
Cellular component (GO): membrane
Molecular function (GO): G protein-coupled receptor activity
Source: RefSeq, a predicted model, not a curated record
CUGUUAGGUCUAUACCUUCACCUGCUUAUUAAAUUUGUUGUUGAUAUAGUAAAGUUGCUGAGGUGGUUCUGCUGGGGCAGAACGUUUGUUUUGGACACAGAUUUUGGUCCAGUCCCCUGCAGUCCCGAUUACUGACGCAGAAUUUACGUAAAGAGCCGGUGAGCCCCAGAGAGCUGCUCAACAGAGUCAACUUGUUUGCCAAAUAAAUGAAAAAGAUUGCACAAUUAGACUUAGGAGCUUUACGUUAAUAAUCAGCCAGUCUGUUAAUUACUGAACAGGGGAUUUGAGACCUGCUUUCUAACUGUGCUCCGGAGAUAUCGCACAGUAGUCUACCACAUGCCAGUGCUGCACAUUCAAACUAAUUGUUUAAACUACAGAAACAUCUCUUUGUAGGUUUCAUCAUCUUCUUCAAAAACACUUGCAAGUUACCUCUCUACUCUUUACUGACAUCAAUCUGAGCAGCCUUACACAUACUGUACAGUACAUACAAACCUAUGGUUGCAGUACUCCAUUGUUACUGACAUAGAAAUGUAUAUGAUUGUUUUUGUUUAUGAUUGAUUCAGGUUCAUUCUGGUAGAGUUUUGAGAUAUAAAGCUUCAAAUAUUUGGCAUCCCACUCAACUGUUUUUCUUUUUUGUCAUUUUAAUUUCACCCCAAAGUUUUUUAUUUUCCACAUUUUCUUGAUUCUCUAAUCCAGAGCAAUUUACAAGUUUUAAUAAUAAGCAUAAUUCCAGGAUAACAAGCAAACACAAAUAUACAGUACUGAUCUUUGCUUCGACUGUCAACAAAAUGUACCCCCCUCUCUCUGGAAACAUAUGUCCAACCAAACAGACUUUUACAGUCAUCUUAAGAGCAAUGUCCUUUAACCCUGACUCAAACCAUGAUCCUCUUGAAUCUGACAGUAACCUAUGUUGUUUAUGUGUCUGGACUUUAUCUUAACCAACAUUGCUGAGUCCAUAUAUCAACAGUCUAUUGACAGUAAUUUGAGCACAUGCAGAUAGUUGACAUGAUAUAGUCUUUAUUAUCUCCUGAGGCAAGUUUUAUAAAGAUAGACUGUGACUAUGGCUUAAAUGAAACUAAUAAUCAGACUUCAGAUAGACAUCUAAAUUCUUUCUAGUUCUAAACUAUUUUAAAAGGUAACUUUGGUAUUUUUCAGCCUGUACCCUAUUUACCUAUGAUUUUUUGUCAUGUGACUAACUGGGAGAACAUUUUUUGAAACCAUGUAUUGAAUGAGAUCUCUGCAUUCGGUAGCAGCAAGAUAGGGCUGCAACUUAAAGCUGUGAGGUAAAAUUGUUGUUUUUAUCAAUGGAGUCUGGUGGCUUGACAAGAAUUAGAUUUUUUCUGGUUAAACAAAGGAUCUUACUCUUCUAAAAGUCUAUCUCUGCAGGGAUCUUUUCUACAAUGUCCUACUUUUUGUGUCAGUGGCAAAAACAAGCACUUUAGUGGGCGUAUUUUGACGGGGGGCAAUUGCUUGCAAGGAUUAUGUUGCAGCCCUGUCUCAAUCUCACUCAAUACUGGACCAAUUUCAAUAAAUGUUGUCCCAAUUAGUCACAUACACACACAAACAUGGGAAAAUAAGGUCCAGGAUAACAAAGUAACCCUUUAAGUAGGAUUAAUGCAAUGAAUUGUGGGUAAAUUAAGAUGUUUUUCAAAUUAAAAACAUGGAUGACCAAGCAACAGUGUCAAACUGCUCAGCUCCCUUCACUCCACCAAAAAAACAUUUGCAUUCUGCAAGAUUUCAGUAAUUAUAAGGACCUUUUACUGGUAAAAUUCAGCAUCAAGAGUAACAACACAAAAAAACAGUAGCAUAAAAUCUCAGUGCAGCGCAGACUUGUAGCAGAGCUGCGAUGCUGUGGCUUCUUAUUGUAGGGUGUUCAGCUGGAUAGUAGCUUAGCCGGAUGCCUUCUUAAAAGUCAUUGUGUAUUAUAGUACAGCAAUAGUGAUUCCUAUUACUAAUAUAAGAUAGAAAACUUUUCACAUUUCAUUAAUUGGGCCCAGGACCUCUUUUGGUAAUCCUACAGUCGUCGACGCAUCUUGAAGUAGACUUUAGACUGACAGUAACAUCUGCAGCUCCUUAGCCACUGCAAUUUUCACAGUCACACUAAAGUAAAAAGCAUUGAUGGAUGCUGCCAAAACAGUUUGCUCAAUGGUUCACAAACUGCAAUGAACAAGACACAGCUGGAACAAGUGACCCAGCUCACUUGAAAGCGCACACUCAGCAGAAUCACCACAGUGCCAAAAAUCAAUAGUAAAGCUCCCCCUUUUCCAUCUGGCAAAAGCUCAGUUAAGUGACUUAAAAAGUUUUCCACCAAACAAGCCCACUUUUGAUCAUGGGGGAUGUAAAAAUUAUGAAUUGGCACCAGAACUGGAGCCGUGCAAGUGGGCAACAGAACCGGAUUCAGCAGCCCAGUGAACACAGCUGAAACAGGACCGAACACAGCCUCUAAGACCAACAGAGGCCAGUUUGACAGGAAUACAGAACCUAGACUAUUUACACCAGUAAAUGUUGACAUUUUGUGAGUUUAUUUUGAUUGGACUAAAAUAGUUUAUGAUUAGACCAAAAAACACUAAGACAUAUCUUGAGCUUGACUUGGACUUGGACUCGCCUCUUGAUGGACCAGGGCUAGCUGGUUAGCAUGCUAACAUCAGUAGAUAUCUCUGCAACACAAUAUAGAUAUCUUUGACAAAACAUAGGAGCUUUUACUUUUUAUAUUCUGAUGUAGUUCAUUUUAUAAUGUUUUAAACUCUUAAAUCUGCACAUAACUUACCAACUUCACAUUGGCCACAUUCUAUCCAUCCAACUUAAGAUAACUGACCAAUAACUGACCCUUAUUUGCUUUGUUAGCAAGCUACCAUUAUAUAAAUAAACCUCCCCAAAUUAAUUAUAUACCUCUCUGUUGCGUUACCUCUGUUGUGGGUUCUGAUCAUAUACAGUAAUGGUUCUGACAAAUACUCUUUGAAUUUAAUUUAAUUUAUCUAAAAUAAUAUACAGUGUCCUCUGUACGUACAUGUAUGUACAUCAAUUCAAUUCAAUUUUAUUUUAUUUAUAUAGUCUUCAGUGUUUGCAAAUGCUGAAUUUCCAAAGGUCAGUUGAAUAUCUUUUUGUAGAACCCACUUUGAUCAAAAAGUUAUUUUAACUUUUCAAUAAGUUAUUUAUAUGCCAUACGUUGUGACAGUUGUGAAACACUUAUAAAUACAAUUUCUAUAGUUCAAUAGCUCCCUUCCAAAAGGAUUAUCUACCCACGAGCCCAUCUUCCCACUGAAAUCUGUUCUUAAUGAGACCCAGAAUGCUUUAUGACGUAGAAUGACAAUAAUGCAUCUCUGGAGAUUUGAGUCAAACAGAUCUGAAUGAGGCCGAACUCUUUGGAUAAAACAAAGAACCUCCCAGACAUGUUGUUCAUUGAAGACACAUUUUAUUAUAAGAAGAACGAAAAUCUAAAGCUCAGUCGACUCUUCUGGUUGAUGAAGACAGUCAUAGGUGAGUGAAUGGCUCUUUUAUUCUGAAUGUUGGCUCUGUAUCUAUAGUCUGUUUAAAGUGUGGAUGAGUUUUUUCUCUCAAUCAUUUAUAUAUUGUUCUUUAAUAUUAAUAUAUAAAUAAUAAUUAAAUUAAAUACACAUUCAGCUAAAUUCUGUUCUUAUUGUAAUCCUACUUAAAUUGUCGGUGUGUAUUUUUGAGGAUGUAUUUCAGUGUGGAUUUCUCCAUAUUUCUCCAAAAGAUUGGCUCCGGUCCUCAGUUGCAAAAUGCAGAAUCAGACUGAAUUUCCAGGAAAUGCAACUUCCCUCAAAAACCUGUCUAUGAUAAUCAAGGUGUGUGUGGUUAUCCCCUUUUUCUGCGUCUUCCUCUGCUGCAUUAUUGUCAUGCUGCACAUCUUUGCAUCUCACAGGCAGUUCCUGGACACCUCACGUUACAUCCUGUUUGCCUACAUGCUGAUCAAUGAUACCCUCCAGCUCUUGUCCUCUGUACUGCUCUUCCUCUUUGCCAUGGGCCAGGUGAAAUUUGCUAUUAUCUACUGUGUUCCUCUGCUGUUCAUUUCCACUGCCACUUUCCAGAACACACCCUUAAUCCUGGCCACCAUGUCACUGGAGCGUUAUGUUGCCAUCUUCUAUCCUCUGCAGCGCCCAGCUGCCUGGCGCUCAGACCGCAUCUGGAUCAUUAUUCUGUCCCUGUGGCUCAUCAGCUGUAUCUACCCUAUCAUUGACUACUCCAUCGGGGCACAUAAUCCUGCUGUGGAUGUUCUCUCUACUCCUGUGCUUUGCAAAACUAUUGUUGUCAGCUCAUCUCCAAUCCAGACAUUGUUCAAAGUUACUGUGAGUGUUCUCUUCUUUGUAGUAGUGGCUUUUAUCAUCCUCUUUACAUAUGUGAGAAUCCUGCUGGAAACCAGGAAGCUGGGACAAGACAGAGUGUCUGUGAGCAAAGCCAUGCACACUGUGCUGCUACACGGCUUUCAGCUGCUGCUGUGCAUGUUGGCCUUCACCAGCCCCAUCACUGAAAAUCUCAUAGUGCUGCAUGCCAACUGGCUACAACAAGAUGUUGCCUUUUUUAAUUACUUCUGUUUCAUGCUAAUUCCACGCUUUCUCAGCCCACUUAUCUACGGCUUUAGAGAUCAGAGUCUCAGGGGCUACAUCGGGAGAAUAUUCCUCUGCUGCUCAAAUAAAGUCAAACCCCGUGUCAGAGGCAAGCUGCAGGACAAUGUGUCUACUUCUUGAAGUGGUUGAUAUAGUUUUGACAGAGCUCUUCAACGUAAUGCACAAAUGUCCUGUCAAAAUGUUUAUUUGAGAUGUUUAAACAGGGUAUCUGCAGGUCUUGAAAAGUGAGAGUUCAGUUUCCUCAACAAAAAAGGCCUUAG